This is a messenger RNA of Diospyros lotus (date-plum), 1614 nucleotides long. RefSeq lists its product as uncharacterized. NCBI's taxonomy places the organism in Eukaryota, Viridiplantae, Streptophyta, Magnoliopsida, Ericales, Ebenaceae. The record is from RefSeq and is a predicted model, not a curated record. The transcript has a single exon. Bases 1 to 1614 code for a protein of 537 amino acids.
AUGGAACAACAAUCUUCUACGAAGAAAGGAAAAACAUUGUUAUCUUUUUUCAGAAAGAGAGAUCAUCAUACUAGUGAAAGUACUUCAAUUGAUGAUGUGCAAAAUCGAUCUAGUGAAUUUACACCAAUUUCUUCAAGUUUAUCUCCUGAAAUUGAACUUUCUCCAUCUUCAAAUCCUGAAUGUCAAUGGUCUUCUUGUAUUGAACGGGAUCCGGGGAAAAGAAAACAAAUUUGUGAAUAUCCUAUUAAUGCACGGGAUGAGAUUAGACGGGCAUAUCUACUAGCUGGGUCAUAUCAACCAUUACUUUUGAAUUACAAGAAGACCACUUUUGGAAAUCAACGUCGGAGUUUUCAGAAAAAUUGGUUCAAUCAAUUUAGGUGGUUAGAAUAUUCACCUUCCGAAGACAAGGCAUAUUGUUUCUACUGUUUUCUAUUUCUGAAUGAUGGUCAUUCAUCAAAUAUUUCGACGUUGGCUAUUGUGGGAUUUGACAAUUGGAAGAGGAUUAACCAAGGAAAUAAAUGUGUUUUUCUUACUCAUGUUGGUUCUUCACCUUCGUCGCCCCACUUGAAUUGUGUGAUAAUGGCUAAAGAUUUAAUGAAUUCGUCUCAACAUAUUGAAAGGGUAAUUCAUUCACAAACAAAAGAAAAAUCUCAAAAAAAUCGCUUGAGCCUAAGGGCUUCAGUUAUAGCUGUCAAGUUACUAGCACUUCAAGGUUGUGCCUUUAGAGGUCACGAUGAAUCUUCAUCUUCAUUGAAUCGUGGAAAUUUUAUUCAAAUGCUUAAGACUUUUGGACAAUUGAGUAUGGAAGUUGAUAAAGUUAUAUUAGAUAAUGCUCCGAAAAAUGCUCAAUAUAUUGCUCCAAAUAUUCAGAAGGAUAUUUUGCAUAUUAUGGCUAAUAGAGUACGACAGAUGAUUCGUGAGGAUGUUGGAGAUGAACGCUUUUGUAUUUUUAUGGAUGAAGCAAAAGAUGAAUCUAAUCGAGAGCAAUUGGCCAUUAUUUUAAGGUUUGUGAAUAGUUGUGGUAUUUUGACAGUACGUUUUUUUGCAAUCAAAAGCGUUAGUAACACCACGUCCUUAAACCUAAAAAAUGAGAUUUCUGAUAUUCUUACUCGACACGACCUUCAACUUAGCAAAAUGAGAAGUCAAGAAUAUGAUGGUGCUAAUAAUAUGCGUGGUACUUGGAAUGAACUUCAAGCUUUAUUUCUUAGAGAUUAUCCAUAUGCAUAUUAUGUUCAUUGCUUUGCACAUAGGUUACAACUGGCAUUGAUUUCUGCAGCUAAGGAUGUCAGUGUUAUUUGGGAAUUCUUUUCUCAUUUGGAUAAUGUUAUCAAUAUUAUUAAUUCUUCUUCUCAGCGCAUUAGUGAGUUGCAAAAUGCUCAAAGAAAAGAAGUUGAGCAUAUGUUGAGUAUUGGAGAGCGUGAGUCUGGAAGUGGAGCCAAUCAAAUAGGUAAUUUGCAAUGUGCUGGAACAACACGUUGGAGUUCCCAUUAUGAUUCUGUAAAAAGCAUGAUAAGCAUGUAUUCUGCAACUUGCAAGGUGCUUGAAUAUCUUAAAGUUCAUUGUUCAAAAGCAAGUUCUUUGCAUGUUUUAAAUUUGUGUUCAAUUUGCUUUUAA